CUGUGUCACCCUUGUCCGCAACUGCCACCCUUUGCGAUCUUCUAAUUGCAAAUAAUGAACGUUUGGACUGAGCACCGAAAUCCGGAGGGUCGCACUUAUUGGUUCAAUACCGGAACCAGAGAAAGUGUCUGGGAGAAACCAGAUGACCUCAAAUCUCCCUUCGAGCGUGCUUUGAAUCAAACCAAGUGGAAGGAAUACUUUUCAGGUGGUCGGAAGUACUACUAUAAUACCGAGACAAAAGAAUCGAAAUGGGACAUGCCUGAUGAGCUCCUACUAGUUCUUGAGAAGGUGGAGAAGGAGAAAGUGGCUCCCCUUGCUGGUGCGAUCACAGCUCCUGGAUUUAUACCGGUGGGUAGUUCCACCCCCGCCAUCCCAUCGUUGGAAACAACAACAAACGGAGUAGUAGGAGCACAUACUGGCGCCCUUCCUCUUGCCUCGUCAACUGUUCUUCCGGCACGUCCCAAUCUUCCUGAGGACCCUGUCAUCCCACACAACGGAUUUGUGACUGUCGAAGAGGGAGAGAAAGCCUUUUCUCACCUUUUAAGGAAGGCUGGAGUAGAUCCAAGUUGGACCUGGGAUCAAACUAUGCGAGCUAUCAUCACGGAUCCAUUGUAUAAGGCACUAAAUACAUUGGCAGAAAAGAAAGCUGUUUUCGAAAAGUACACGACCAAUCUGAAAGUUAAAGAGCAAGAGGAGAAGGAAGCAAGAUUAGCCAAGCUACGUCCUGCUAUCCGGAAUAUGCUCAAAGGAAACCCAAAUGUGUUUCACUAUACGACUUUCAACACUGCAGAUAAGCUUUUCUCUCAACACCCUAUCUGGCAGCAAGCCAAGAUUGAGUCCGAGCGUAAACUGAUCUUUGAAGAGUACGUUGCCGAAUUGAAACAGCGCGAAGUGCAAGAAAGUCGUGCUGCACGUUCUCGAAGUGUGGCUAAAGUUGUCAAUUUAUUCAAGCAGCUCGAUGUCGAUGUUCUUACUCGGUGGAGGCAAGCUCACAAUCUCAUUCUCGAAUCUGAGGAAUGGAACUCGGAUUCCGAAUUAAGAAAGUUGCCAACUCUGGAUAUUCUUCUGGCUUUCGAAGACUACAGUCGGGUUCGGGAGAGAGAGUAUGAUGAACAGACGCGUCGGGCUCAAGUUGAAAAGACUAGGAAGGAAAGGAAGGCCAGGGAGGCAUUCAAGGAGCUUUUGCAAUCCCUUGUCGCCUCCGGUGACAUCAAAGCAAGGACCAAAUGGAAAGACGUCUACCCAAAAUUUAAAGAUGACGACCGAUACAUCAACAUGCUCGGUAAUCCAGGCUCAAACCAGAUCGAGCUCUUCUGGGAUGUCGUGGAUACUCUUGAUCAAAAACUUGAUGCGAAAAUUGCUAUUGUCACGAAUGCAAUUGCUAAAGUCGAUGGACCAACGAAGGGCGACUCGGAAGGCAAGGAAGAUGAUGACGCCCCAGAACGUUCUGGUCUCAGUAUAACUGCAACCACGAGUGAAGAAGAAUUUUUAGGCGUCGUAAAGGCCACUCUAAAUGAAGAUGUCAAAAGUCUUAGCAAAGAGGAACUUCAUCUUAUAUUUGGCACGUUGCAUGACGCUGCUGUCAAAAAGCAAGCUGAUGAAAAACGGCGAGCGGAGAGGAAGCAGAGACAUUUGCAAGAAGACCUACGAUAUGCUCUUAGAAAACUUACAGAGCCAUUGGAUCUCAAUCUCUCGUUCGAAGAGGCUGUACCUCUCAUCGAACAUCUGUCCGAAUUUCAAGCCAUUGAAGACGAAGAAAACAGGCGAACUGCCUUCGCUAAAUUUGUUAAGAGACAGAAAGAACGUAUACGUGAGGCUGCUGGCUCCGAAGACGGUGGCUCAACUACGAGUCGAAAACGCAAAGAGCCACCUCGCGCCGAACAGAGCCGUGAGCCCGAACGAGGAGACCGGGAUCGACGCGAUCGUGAUCGUGACCGUGAAUCGUCUUACCGGGAGCGUGAACGCGGCAAAGACCACGAAUCUCGCAACUCCCGUCACUAUAGGCAUGAUGACUACGACCGAAGGGCUUCGAAGGAUUACGAUCGAGACUACAGAUCCAAGCACCACGAGAAGGAUGACCGUAGACGAGAUCGAGACAGAGGUAGGAGGCCGGACUAUCCCUCUAGAGAUUGGGACGAGUCCCAGUAUAGGCGGGAAGAACGAGAAAAAAGUGUCUCUUCUUCGACAUACAAAGACAGAGAUGAACCAUCCAAGUCGGAGAAACGAGAGAUGGAGGAACUACCCAUUGAUGAUAGAGCCGAAAAGCGUCCUCGCUACGAUGAGCCUGCGCCUACCGGAGCAAGUUCUGCGAGGGAGGAUACUCCUGAGGAAGGUGAAAUUUAAAGGACUCGUAUGUACAUACAUAGUCUAUAUACUUUAAAUGGAAAUAUCACUCCGUUGUAUGCGGGCGACGGGAUUCAUCG
Lentinula edodes (shiitake mushroom) is the source of this 2423-nucleotide messenger RNA. RefSeq lists its product as uncharacterized. The record is from RefSeq and is a predicted model, not a curated record. The transcript has 13 exons. Gene Ontology annotation, cellular component: U2-type prespliceosome; U1 snRNP. Gene Ontology annotation, molecular function: protein binding; RNA binding. Lineage: Eukaryota; Fungi; Basidiomycota; Agaricomycetes; Agaricales; Omphalotaceae. The coding region runs from base 55 to 2343 and encodes 762 amino acids. Gene Ontology annotation, biological process: mRNA cis splicing, via spliceosome.